UUGAUCCUUCAUGCAAUAUUUUCUCUCGUGUUUCCACCUAUCGUUCUCUUCAAUUUGUUAUUUUUCGUUAUAUGGUAUCAGAGUGUUCAGGUUCUUUGUUUUGUAUUUGAGUUUAAAUGCUUUGUGAAGAUGAAUGGUGGAAACAAUAUUUAUGUAGACAAGCUUGCUGGUGAUAAUUAUAGCUACUAGAGGCUAUGUAUGGAAGCUUUUCUUCAAGGACAAGAUUUGUGGGAUCUUGUUUCCAGUGACGAUUCAAUUCCAAAAUAUACUUUGGAGAAUGCUGAGACACGAAGGAAGUGGAAGGUCCAAUGUGACAAAACUUUAUUUGCUUUGCGAACUUCUAUAAGAAAGGAGUAUAUAAAGCAUGUUUAUGAUAGAGAAUUCUCCAAAGAAAGUUGGGACACACUCGAAAGGUUGUUCACUCAGAAAAACACAACUAGAUUGCAAUACUUGGAGAACAAACUUGCUAGAACGACUCGAGGUUGGGUAAAUCAACCUUCUAUAGUUGAGUUGGAAAAUUUGUUGUCAAAUCUAGAAGCACUGAUGAAACAAAUGCUUGGCAACAACAAGAAAUCUCAUCCCAAGGGCAGUCCAAGGGAAAAUUGCAGGGAUGUUUUAGGUGCAGCAAGCUGGGAGACAUCAAACCUGAUUGUCGGAUGAAGGUGGUGUGUCAUCGUUGUGGAAAAUCAAGUCAUAUUAGACCAAAUUAUCGUGUGGAUCUCAAAGAAGCAGAAGUAAAUGUUGUACAAGAAAGUAACAAAUUUGAGCAA
Molecule: messenger RNA, 770 nt
Organism: Benincasa hispida (wax gourd)
Lineage: Eukaryota; Viridiplantae; Streptophyta; Magnoliopsida; Cucurbitales; Cucurbitaceae
Source: RefSeq, a predicted model, not a curated record